Lates calcarifer (barramundi perch) is the source of this 926-nucleotide messenger RNA. Its product is annotated as C-reactive protein. The transcript is spliced from 5 exons. The record is from RefSeq and is a predicted model, not a curated record. NCBI's taxonomy places the organism in Eukaryota, Metazoa, Chordata, Actinopteri, Centropomidae. The coding region runs from base 95 to 769 and encodes 224 amino acids.
CAAAUAGAAGUAAUGACCCCAAUAAGGAAGCAGGCAAGGUACAAAACUCUCAGUCUUUUGCUGUCACACACAACAUCCUGACACAGGAUUUAAGAUGGCGUUCUUGCUUCUACUGGGGAUGCUGACAGCAUGUGCUGCUGUUCCACAAGAUCUGUCAGGUAAAACGUUCACCUUCCCACAGCAAACCAGCACAGCUCACGUGAGGCUGACUACAUCAAAACAGGAUUUCAGUGCUGUUACCGUCUGUCUCAGGUUCUUUACAGACCUCCGAAGAGACCACUCCCUUUUCUCUUUGGCCACACCUUCUAAUGACAAUGACUUCCUCAUUUUCAAGAGUGGUGCAAAUGAUGAGAUUGAUCUCUAUAUCAGGGGCAAUCAUGCAAGAUUUGGGGGGCAAGAGUACAAGCUGAAUAUGUGGCAGUCUAUUUGUUCUACAUGGAACUCUGCAUCUGGAGUGGCACAGCUGUGGCUGGAUGGAAAACCCUCAAGUAGGAAAUUCUUCAGCUCUGGAUCAAACAUCAGAGGACCCAUCAUAAUGGUUUUAGGACAGGAGCAAGAUUCCCAUGGUGGGGCAUUUGACAUCAACCAGUCCUUGGUUGGCAUGACGUCUGAUGUCCACAUGUGGGACUACAUUCUUUCUCCCUGUGAGAUCCACAACUAUGUGGAUGAACUAAACUUCACUCCAGGGAAUGUGCUCAACUGGAGGAUGCUGGACUUCCAGAUUGUAGGAAGAGUGCUGAUAGAAGAUAAACAAAAAAUCUGUUACUAAUAGCCUGGAAAAAAAAUCAAUGCCUUGCAAAAUCAAUGUUGCUAAUGUUGCUAAGUAAGUUCAUGAUUUGCUGUUGCACUAAAGUUUGUGAAACUGAAAUUGGCUGAAGAUGAAAAUAAAGUUGAGAUUGCACUGAGAGUACCAGUGCUAUAUGUGA